AGCGGUAGAAACAACAGCAGCAACGGCAACCACAGUCGGAGGCUCCCAUGAGCCCAUGAGUGAAUCUUCCUCUCCUUCCUCCUCCUCGUCCGUCCCCCAUCCCCAGUCAUUCAGUGCAGCCAUUUUAUUCAACAUUGAUACAGAAGAAGAUGAUGACGAAGGUCACGACCAUUCAUCGCAUGAUCAUCACUCUCCUACUCCUCCUUUUCACCAGACUGCACCGCAACCCGCAUUAGAGCCACUACUGGAGCCAGAGCCCGAGCCCGAGCCCGAGCAGCAGCAGCAUCCAGAAAUAGAAAUAGAGCCAGAGCAGCAGCAGCCACUACUGGAGGACGGGGACUCCGAUUCGGAGAGAGAGCGAGAGCGAAGUCCACAACAGCAGCAGCAGCAGCAGCCAGUGGGCAUAGUCGCCAACGCGAUUGCGGAUACCAUUGACGCCGGUGCCAUUCCCAACGAAGCCGUGGAGCGCAUCGACGAUUUCGAGGACGACGACGACGACCUCGACGAGGGCGACGACGCUGUCUCCGCUCCCCGCGAUAUCGACGACCAGGCCCCCUCGACAUCCGCUGGCAGCCAGCGGCUGAGCUCGGUGGCUGUCCUGCCGACCCACUCUUCUGCCGCUACCACCGCUGGCCAGAGUGCGAGCCGUGCCUCCCUGAACCAACAGUUGGGUACCCCGCCCUCUGCCCCCGGUACUCCCGCCGACGACGCCUUCGACGAUCAGGAGAACGACAACAAUAACAACAACGCGGCCGCAGCGAGACGCACUCGUCAUUUUUACAGCAACAACGGGAGCCGCUUCACCAACGACAUGUUCCCCGGCAACUGCCCCCAGAAGAACUCGAAUCAGAGCUCGCCCCGCUCCGGCAGAGGACGUCACCCGCCUACACAGCAGGGCGUGGAUCCGCUUCGUCUACUCUAUCCCAAUGUGAACGAGACCGAGACUCCGUUGCCGCGCUGCUGGAGUCCUCAUGACAAAUGUCUGUCGAUAGGACUGUCGCAGAACAAUCUGCGCGUUACCUACAAAGGCGUGGGCAAACAGCACAGUGAUGCCGCCUCCGUGCGCACCGCCUACCCCAUCCCAUCCUCAUGUGGGUUGUACUACUUCGAGGUGCGCAUCAUCUCGAAGGGCCGCAACGGCUAUAUGGGCAUCGGCCUGACUGCCCAGCAGUUCCGCAUGAACCGCUUGCCAGUAGGUUGGGACAAACAGUCGUACGGUUACCAUGGCGACGACGGCAAUUCGUUUAGCUCCUCGGGCAACGGCCAGACCUACGGACCGACCUUCACCACCGGCGACGUGAUCGGCUGCUGCGUGAACUUCGUGAACAACACUUGCUUCUACACAAAGAACGGCGUGGACCUCGGCAUCGCAUUUAGGGACUUGCCGACAAAACUCUAUCCGACAGUGGGUCUGCAGACGCCCGGUGAGGAGGUCGAUGCCAACUUUGGCCAGGAGCCGUUCAAAUUCGACAGAAUCCUCGACAUGAUGAAGGAGAUGCGCGCGAAUGUUCUGCGCAAGAUCGACAGAUACCCACAUCUGCUGGAAACGCCGGAGAACCUAAUGAAUCGGCUGGUCUCCACCUAUCUGGUGCACAACGGCUACAGCAAGACGGCCGAGGCCUUCAACGGCUACACGAAUCAGCCAUUCGACGAGGACUUGGCCUCCAUCAAGACGCGACAAAAGAUCAUUAAGCUCAUACAGACCGGCAAAAUGAGCCAGGCCAUUGAGCACACGCUGCGCUCGUAUCCCGGCCUGCUCGAGGCCAACAAGAAUUUGUGGUUCUCCCUGAAGUGUCGUCAGUUUAUCGAAAUGAUCAACGGAGCUGACAUCGAGCCGGGCAACAAUAAGGUCACAGCCACCACGCAGACCAUGCCUACAAAUCAGACCUCUGUGAUACAGUCAACCAAGGCGUUCAAACACAGCAAGGGGAGCAACAGCAGCAGCCACAGCCACAGCAACAGCCAGAGCAACCAGCCAACACAACAGAACAACACUGCGAUUCCAGCUGUGAUAAAACUAGAGGGCGGCGAAAAGCAAGAUCUGAAAAACAUGGUCAUGGACGACAACUCCAACAAGUGCACGGAGCACGACACCAACAGCAUGGAUGUGGAGAUGGAACCGUGCCAGAGCCACUCUAACGGCAGCGGCGACUCCUGCUCCAAUGGCAAUGCCAAUGCCGACACCAGUGCCAGUGGAGUGCGCCACUCUUUAGAUGCCAUCGACGAGGAAAUGGAUGUAGACGUUUCACCGUCAUCUCGCAGCUGUGGUCGUGUCAUCGAGAAGAUACUCGAGUUCGGCAAGGAGCUGUCCAGCAUGGGCCAGCAGCUGGAAAAGGAUAACCUCAUGACCGAGGAGGAGCGUCAAAUGUUGGAGGAUGCAUUUAGCUUGAUUGCCUACUCAAACCCCUGGUCCAGUCCGCUCGGCUGGCUCUUGUGCCCCUCGCGACGUGAAAACGUCUCCACCACGCUCAAUUCGGCCAUAUUGGAGUCCCUUAACUUUGAGAAACGUCCCCCGCUGGAGUUCCUGGUAGCUCAUGCAUCCGAGCUAAUCAAGGUGAUCGGUCAGCACUCGCUGGGCGAAGAUGCUUUCAUUACCAUCGAUGAUGUGUUCCCGCAAAAUUGACCCAGUUCGCCGACGCUGCUGAAGAUGUUCGAGACCACGCUGACCCUGCCGCGCACCAGCGUACUGACCGAACCGCUGGGCAGCGUAGUACCCUCCACAUCGACCGCGGCGGUGGCUGUCCAGACGACCAAGCGUCGUCGGCGUCGUCGCAACAAGAGGCGACGCAAGUCCUCGCUCUCCGGCAGCACCGAAGCGUCCUCAUCCCGCACCUACGAUCCUGUCAUGACGGGCAGCAGCAGCAGCAGCAUGCGUAGUACGGGUGGGGGGGGCCCGGGUGCAAUGCGUCGUGGUCGUUAUCGCGGGGUCAGCUCAUCCUCAACAUCAGCAGCAGCGGCGGCGGCAGCGGCAGCAGCGUCUGCGGCGGCAUCAGCAGCCGCAUCCAUGAGUGGCGGAAGCAGUCCUUCGAUGUAUAUGGAUCCACAGGACUACUUCGAGACGCUCGACUAGAUUAUUUACAAUUUUCGUAGUAGGUUAAAUUUUGUUGUUACUUCAGUUCUCUUCUUUUUUACCAGAGCGCCGACAUGCGAGCGAACGCCUAUUAAAUUUCCUUCUUUUUAACUGAUUCAUUUGCUAAAGAUGCGCGACAUCGGCGACUAUUUGCGGCCUUUUGAUUUAGCGUGAUUUUUAAUAACUUUUAACGUAUAUUUUAUAUAGCCCCUGUAAUCCUAAAGUGUGUAAUAUUAUGAUGUAUAAUUAAACUGCGAACUGUGCUGCGUCACGACACCCCUGAAUACCUUUCAA
This is a messenger RNA of Drosophila persimilis, 3364 nucleotides long. RefSeq names its product ran-binding proteins 9/10 homolog. The record is from RefSeq and is a predicted model, not a curated record. Gene Ontology annotation, cellular component: cytoplasm. Gene Ontology annotation, molecular function: protein binding. Gene Ontology annotation, biological process: cytoskeleton organization; cell surface receptor signaling pathway. The coding region runs from base 56 to 2623 and encodes 855 amino acids. Lineage: Eukaryota; Metazoa; Arthropoda; Insecta; Diptera; Drosophilidae. The transcript is spliced from 11 exons.